UCCCCGGGCAUCUCCUGUUUCCUCUCCUCCUCCUGGGCCACUUUCACUUUCAGGCACCAUCGCAGCAACUUGCAUUGCAAGCAGCCCAGCCUUCCCUCCUUUGCUGCUGUUGCAUUCCUUCCUCCUGCUGCAUUGUUCUUCCCCUCUUGCACGCUUUCCCUGCUGACGCGUGUCUUCCCUUUCCCACGUGACGCGUGUCAGGCGGCUGGGGCGGCGGCAGCAGCGCGAUGGCCGGCCUGGAGCUGCUCUUCUCCUCGGUGUCGCCGGACCUUUCCUGCCCGCAGGACGCCUUGGUCUGCUACUUGCACUGGAAGCUCAUCAGCCAUGGCUACCGCUGCCUGGGGACAGGAGACCAGCCAGGUGCCAAUGAGCGGAAGUCGGAGAUGUUGCCUCCCGGGUGGAACGCAGACAAGGAGCUCUACACCAUGCGCUACCGGGCCAAGGACGACUCCCGCGACCUGCUCCUGAAGGGCAUCAUGGUGGACGGCAGCAUCAUCCUCAACGUCAUGGAGCCCAAAUCCCAGAAAGUGGCAGAUUUGACCCUGAAAGUGACCGACUACGUCAACCCGGGACACCUGGCUGAUUUUGACAAAGUCUACCAGAACACCGAGGAGCUGCAGGCGCGGAUUCUCCACCACAUCGUCUCCCCCUUUGAGACAGCGACCAAAGACCCCGUCAGCCCCAAGAAGGAGCCCAAGAGGGAGAGGAACCCCUCUCCUCCCAACCCUCCGGACCACGACCCGCUGUGGAUCCCACCCCGGCACCCCCACGGCAGCCGGCAGCCCAACUGGCAAGACCCCAUGGGACCAUUUGCUGUUGGAGGAGAAGACCUGGACCCUUUUGGGGGCCGAAGCGGGGGAAUGAUCUUCGAUCCGCUUCGAUCGGGAUAUCGGAAUCCUGGAAUAGAUCCAUCUUCCGGACUUCCAACUAGGCUGCCUCCUGGAUCCGUUCCCCCCGGUGCCCGAUUUGACCCCUUUGGGCCCCCAGGAGCCAACCGAAGCGGGCCUAAUCCGGACCACCUUCCGCCUCCCAACUACGACGACAUGUUCAUGUGAGAGAAGCCAGGCGCCUCCCUGCCACCGACUCUACUGUUUCC
Anolis sagrei ordinatus is the source of this 1096-nucleotide messenger RNA. RefSeq names its product proteasome inhibitor subunit 1 (gene PSMF1). Gene Ontology annotation, biological process: proteasome-mediated ubiquitin-dependent protein catabolic process. Lineage: Eukaryota; Metazoa; Chordata; Lepidosauria; Squamata; Anolidae. Gene Ontology annotation, molecular function: proteasome binding; endopeptidase inhibitor activity. The record is from RefSeq and is a predicted model, not a curated record.